This is a messenger RNA of Limanda limanda (common dab), 1218 nucleotides long. It is a transcript of the gene spi1a, whose product is annotated as Spi-1 proto-oncogene a. Gene Ontology annotation, molecular function: sequence-specific DNA binding; DNA-binding transcription factor activity, RNA polymerase II-specific. The transcript has 5 exons. NCBI's taxonomy places the organism in Eukaryota, Metazoa, Chordata, Actinopteri, Pleuronectiformes, Pleuronectidae. The record is from RefSeq and is a predicted model, not a curated record. Gene Ontology annotation, biological process: regulation of transcription by RNA polymerase II; cell differentiation. Gene Ontology annotation, cellular component: nucleus. Bases 104 to 871 code for a protein of 255 amino acids.
UCAGUGCUCAGCAACAUUGCAUGUUUGUCAGUGUGGCAACCAGAGUCCGUUAACAUCCAUCACCAGAUUUAAGAACAGAGGUUUCUCAUGCUGCCUUGUUUACAUGAUGGAAGGCUAUGUCAUAUCACCUCCCUCAGAGGAAAUUAUUCCAAGUGAGUCAGAGAAUUUCCGUCCGCCUGCAGAGCUGUACCCGUACCUCACUAAUGUAGGGGAGAUUUAUGAAGACCACAGAUGGACCUUCCACUCUGAGCGCGUCCAGCUGCUGGACCUGGAGAGUUCCCCAGUGAAUCAGCUCACAGAGCUUCAGUCUGUGACCCCUCACAUACCACCCUACCGCUACAGCAGCGAGUGUGUGCCGCUUCAUCUGGAGCCUCCACUCUCUGUGUCACCACAGAUCCCGUAUUACACCUCAUCCCUGUGCUACCAGUACCAACCCUCGGCCUCCCCGGGCCAUUACUACUCAGAGGAGGACCAGAGAGGAGUCAGUCCCCCGCUCGAGGUGUCAGAGGGGGAAGAUGAAUAUGAAGACCACAGCCACUCAUCCUUCAGGAAAGACCACAGUAACAAGAAGAAAAUCCGCCUGUACCAGUUCCUCCUGGAUUUGCUAAGAAAUGGUGAAAUGAGUGACAGUAUCUGGUGGGUGGACCAGGACAAGGGCAUCUUCCAGUUCUCCACCAAACACAAAGAGGCUCUGGCCAGUCACUGGGGCCUUCAGAAAGGAAACCGCAAGAAAAUGACCUACCAAAAAAUGGCCCGGGCUCUGAGGAACUAUGGCAAAACUGGAGAGAUAAAAAAAGUAAAGAAGAAGCUAACCUAUCAGUUCAGUGAGGAAGUGCUGAGGAACCUCUAUUUACGUCCGUACCCUCACUGAUUAGGAAACACAGGCAGCAUUUUAUUAUCACGCUGAAAUCACAAACUUUGCCCAGAUUUAAUUUGCCUGUAGAUUUGCAUUUUACUUUGUUUUUCUACCAAGUUUUCUCACUUAUUUAUUUGUGAUGAUGGUGAACUUUGUCUAUGACAUUUGCGAACUUUGAUAUAAAUUGCUUUUAUUCCCAAAUUAAGUUUGUUUUGUCUGUGCACUAUGAUUAAAUGGUAAUUAAAUAUCUGGGACAGGGAUUAAAGAAAAAACAUACAUAAAAACACAAAAAUCUUAUCAGGAUCAUGUUUUUUAUGAAUGUGUGUAAAUAAAUGCUAUGCUGUAAAUUACUCAAAUGAAUU